AUGUCCGACUCGCCUUUCCGCCUCAAGCCCAAGCGGCUCUCUCUCGUCCCGCAAUCGCCCGCCCGACCUCGGCCGGACGACGACAUCUUCUCCCAUCUGAGCCCAAACACAGCCAUUGCAGCCUUGUGUUCGGGCAACGGGCCCUUGCGAGCCUGCCUAGACGGCGCGUCUGCUGCUGAGAGAGACCUCGCCAUGCGAGCGGCGCUUGCUUCCCAAAGAGUAUGCGAAUGGACUGACGAGCUUUCCGAAUGGAAGUGGCCCGUCGAAAACGGCUGUGCUGGCUUUGUGAAACCCCGCAGCACACUGCCAAGACUAUCGUUCCACGUCAACGCACCACACAUUGAUGAACGCGAGUAUAUCGGCUGCCUGCCUGCCCGAGACGUGGCUCUGUAUAGGCAGAGAAUUGCAGAGAUACACGGACAUGUCGACGAUUUGGCGCUGGAAGAGAUCAAGACCCAAGUCCUUACCAACCAUAUCCUCCCCCUGUCGAGACCGAAUACGCCACUGUCAAUAUCCCGCAACGGACUACCCUCCACAAAUGCUUACACCAAGAUGGAAGACCUGUCCGCAGUUGUCACGACAAUCGUCGUCCAGAUGCUCCCCAACCUCUCCAGACUCGACCAACUGCUGCGGAUAUGGAGCUGCCGCUUAGAUGUUCUGCAACGUGUCCCGCCCUUGCUCUACGCGCUCGAGGAUGCCGAGGCUGGAGUCAAGGCUGGUUGGGCCGCCAUUUCCAAGCCUCUCAGGAGGUCAGCUCAUGUCGACGGGAAAGGGGCCGUCCUCCAGAAGCCGACACUGAACCUUGCUGACUUUAACGUUAUGAACAAAGUCCUUGUCGACAAGGUCGCGGCUCCUGGCAGAGCAUUGGAUUACAUGCUUGAUACUUUGGAGGGAAUGGACGACACCCUCCCGGAUACCUGGUUGGAGCGCAUGGAGGCCGUUGAGCGCAGCUACAGCGAGUGGGUGGCUGCUUGCGAGAGGAAGAUCCGUGAAACAGAGUGGUCCAAAUCAGCACAAGGACAAACUUUCUUCACAUCACCCUCACCACAAGCGCCCAGGGAGGUCGCCGAUGGCAUGUCUUCCGAAUCGAGCGAGCUUUUCGGAAAUGAUUCUGGGAUCGCCAUCAAGUCACCGGUUUAUGACAAGUCUGAUGGUACAUUCACCAUCCCUGUCGACACGUCGCUUGCCAUCAGUGGCAAUGCACCCCAACUGCCGGCCAAUGGUGGCCUGUCCAGCCCGGGUGCCGGAAUGUCGCAGUACAAUCGAGACCAAGUCCCCAGGACACCGUCUGACCCGGGUUCCUUUGAUUCCGAACUAACGCGUGAAUCUUCCACCGAGGCCGACGAGUCGAAAUCUGUUGCUAACAAGAGUUCGUCCGUGGAGCACGACAUGUCAGGAAUUGCUAGGGCCAUGUCGCCCGUGGAUGAAGAAGAGGAAGGAGACGAAGCAGAUCUUCCUGCGCUCCAAAAUCGCACCACACGUCAUAGCAACUCUUCAGAAGACUAUUCGAUGAUGCAUGGAGAUGGACACAUGGGCCGUUUUGAUCUUCUAACGAGUGACUUGCCGGAAGUAUCCGCGUCUCCCCCAGUGCCUCGGGAUCGGAUCCGCGAGGCCCAAUUUGUUGACGACAGCCCUCCCAGCUCUCCUCCACUUCCUCUAGGCGACACGGGGGACUCUCCGUCACCGAGUGGAUUGCUCGACAGUCCUGUCAUUCUACCAGGUCCUGAAGAUGAUCGAUCAGUGUUUGACAAGACCCUCGCUGACGGCUCGUUCGUCGACGAUUUCGACGAUUCCAUGUCGGUAUCCGAAGUUGCCGGGCCCACGUAUCGACGAGAAAGCACUGGGGACAAGCAGCUGCGUCAACAGAUCAGCGAGAUCAUCGAGUCAAUACCAGCCAAAAUCAAGCUGGCCGCCGAGACCCCUGCUGUCAACCUGAACCCUCCCGACUUACAGUUGCCUCGGAUAAAGAAGGAGUCAUCCAAGGAGAUGUUUAAAAGGAGCACAUCUGGCCUGUCGUCUGGCACUGCGACGCCCUCCUUCACUCUGUCCCCGGCAAGAAACACACGUCUGCGUGCCGCUAGAGGCCAACGGGAAAUAAAGGUCUAUCAUCUAUCCCGUUCUACCGGCGAACCGCCCAUUAAGCUCUUCAUUCGAUGCGUUGGUGAGCACGGUGAGCGCGUCAUGGUCCGCGUUGGUGGCGGGUGGGCCGACCUGAGCGAGUACUUGAAGGAGUACGCCAGCCACCACGGGCGCCGGUCGGCCGGGAAAGAAAAGGCCGCCAAGAUUGAAGUCCAAGAUGUCCCGCGCGGCUCCACACCAUCUGCGCCGGGGACGGGAUCCAGCCCACCAAACCGUCCAGCCUCGGCCGCCGCCGUCUCGUCCGAGCACUCACCCGUCACGCCGCUUAAUAUUCGCAAGACGAGGAGGAGCAUUGGUGCCGCGAACAGCGAGCUGCCGAAGUUGUGGCCCAAGACGCCGGCCCCGGCGACGCAUCCUACCGAUACGCCGUCAUCAGAAGAAUCAACCCGCUCUAGACCGGGGUCUCGGCUCAGCUGGUUUGAAGACGACGGCUCUUUCCUUGGCCUUGCCGGGCCCACAGGCAAGAAGGUUGAAAUGAGCGAAGAGAACAAGGCUUGGGUAGAGAGUGUCAAGGAGAAGGUUCGCCAGGUCAGUGGUGAGAGGAGGAUACCUCCACCGGAGGAGAGGAGUCGAUUCGGCGAUUUGGGCAGAGUUGGCGGCACCAAGAGGUUGUUUCGAAAGGCGGCUGAGCUGGGGUCGCAGGGCAAGAGGUGA
Messenger RNA from Metarhizium album ARSEF 1941, 2793 nucleotides. Its product is annotated as GAS2 domain containing protein. The record is from RefSeq and is a predicted model, not a curated record. NCBI's taxonomy places the organism in Eukaryota, Fungi, Ascomycota, Sordariomycetes, Hypocreales, Clavicipitaceae. Bases 1 to 2793 code for a protein of 930 amino acids. The transcript has a single exon. Gene Ontology annotation, molecular function: microtubule binding.